Messenger RNA from Eruca vesicaria subsp. sativa (arugula), 980 nucleotides. NCBI's taxonomy places the organism in Eukaryota, Viridiplantae, Streptophyta, Magnoliopsida, Brassicales, Brassicaceae. The record is from the annotation of a GenBank genome assembly.
UCCAUAAUUUGCAAAUUGCUUAGAGACAUUCUAUAAAUACAUCAUCAUGUCUAUGUAUUUUGAUCAUUAGAUAACCUGCGUAGUUAUCCAAUAUUUACCUUCCUUCCUUACAACGUCUGAAAUUGUCUCACCUAAUCAACCUGAUAUCUAUACCAACGUACGUCGGCGCCAUUGUAUUUUAGGAGUUUUCUGGAGAAAAAAAAAAUGAAGGAGAACGCAGGAAACCCUCUCCAUCUCACGUCACUGAACCACGUGUCCCUCUUGUGCCGAUCCAUUGAAGAAUCCAUGAACUUUUACCAAAAGGUGUUAGGGUUCUUCCCUAUUCGAAGACCUGAGUCUUUAAAUUUUGAAGGCGCUUGGUUGUUUGGACAUGGAAUUGGAAUACAUCUCUUGCGUUCCUCAGAGCCAGAGAAACUUCCUAAGAAAACCGAAAUCAAUCCCAAAGACAAUCAUAUCUCUUUCCAGUGUGAGAGCAUGAAGGCAGUGGAGAAGAAGCUCGAGGAAAUGGGGAUAAAGUAUGUGAGGGCGAUAGUUGAAGAAGGAGGGAUCCAAGUGGAUCAGCUAUUCUUCCACGAUCCAGAUGGCUUCAUGAUUGAGAUAUGCAACUGUGAUAGUCUCCCCGUUGUCCCUCUCAUAGGAGGGAUGGCUCGGUCCUGCUCCAGAGCUAAACUUCAUCAGAUGGUGCAGCCACAACAACAGACUCAGAUGCACCAAGUGGUCCACCCUUAACAGUGAACUCUGUUUUUGUUAUCAUUGUGUGUGUUUUGUAUGUAUUGUUGUGCUUGUUUUAGAGUGUCAUGAAUAAGAGAGACCGUCGUGAAUCAGUGAAUGUGAUUCCACUCGAGGAAAUGAUCAUUCUCCUUGCUCUCUUUCUAUAUGGUAUAACCAAGAAUUAAUGCAAUAAUGUUUAUAUAUUUUAUGUUUUAAGUCCCACAACGUUUUUCUUUAUGUGCCGUACUCCAUAUCUAGGUUGAAUUAAC